CUAGGGUAGCACGAUGUCGCCCCUCCCUACACGCAAGCUCGGCAAGGAUCAGGUCACAGCGGUCGGCUAUGGUGCUAUGGGUCUCUCAGCCUUUUAUGGCACGCCAAAGCCUGACGAGGAACGAUUCAAGGCUCGCGCUGCACAGACUAACUUCCUAGACGCAUUAUACGAGAGCGGGUGCACGUUCUGGGACACGUCGGACGCGUACAAGGACAGUGAGGAUCUGCUGGGAGAAUGGUUCGCGCGUACUGGAAAGCGCAAUGAGAUUUUCUUGGCGACAAAGAUCGGGCUUACGGGCAACCCGGCCAGGCCUGUGAACGGGGAGCCUGAUUACAUCCGCAAUGGACUCCAGAAAUCCUUGAAGAGGCUGCAGACGGACCACAUCGACCUGUGGUACAUACAUAGGGUCGAUAAAACCGUCCCAAUUGAGGUCACUAUCAGCGUAAUGGCAGAAGAGGUCAAAGCGGGAAAAGUGAAGUACCUCGGCCUCUCAGAGUGCUCGGUCCAAACCCUGCGGCGCGCACACGCCGUGCACCCGAUCACCGCGCUCCAGAUCGAGUUCUCGCCCUUCACGCUCGACCUCGAGCGCACGGGGCUCAUCGGCGCCGCGCGCGAGCUCGGCAUCACCGUCGUCGCAUACGCGCCGCUCGGUCGCGGGCUGCUCACUGGCCGCUUCAAGUCGCCAGAUGACUUUGAGCAGGGCGACUUCCGCCGGGGGGUCCCCAAGUACUCGCACGAGAACUUCCCGAACAUCCUCCGCGUCGUCGACACGCUACAGGAGAUCGGCACGCGCCAUGGCGCGACGCCUGCGCAGGUCGCGCUCGCGUGGGUGCUCGCGCAGGGCGAGGACUACAUACCAAUCCCAGGCACGACGCGCGCUGAGGGCCUGCACGAGAACCUCGGCGCCCUGAGCGUGACGCUCUCUUCCGAAGAGGUUACCAAGAUCAGGAAAGCGGCUGAGCUUGCGGACGCGACGUUACGGGGAGAGCGGUACCCGCCGUUCCUCAUGCAGCUGCUCGCUGUAGAUACGCGCCCGUUCCAGAAGUGAUGCAGCCAGCUAGAUGAAUGCGAACGAGGCACUCCUGUGUUAU
Molecule: messenger RNA, 1091 nt
Organism: Phanerochaete carnosa HHB-10118-sp
Lineage: Eukaryota; Fungi; Basidiomycota; Agaricomycetes; Polyporales; Phanerochaetaceae
Exons: 8
Coding region: 14-1048 (344 amino acids)
Cellular component (GO): cytoplasm
Source: RefSeq, a predicted model, not a curated record